Messenger RNA from Psylliodes chrysocephalus, 1602 nucleotides. The record is from the annotation of a GenBank genome assembly. Lineage: Eukaryota; Metazoa; Arthropoda; Insecta; Coleoptera; Chrysomelidae.
UUGAGGUUAUGAUUUUCAAAUCAAAUGAUAAGGGGAGAAAUGAAAAAAUGUUUAUUUUGUAUAAAUGAAGUAGACUAUAAUGCUUCCAGCAUUUGUUUUGUUAAUUAGAUGAUCACGUUUCCAGCAAUAAUUUAUAUAAUGAAAGUUAAGUUAUGAUGAUAAUAAUAUUAUAGCAUAUUUAAAAUGAUUACCAUACACUGGACUUUCUCAAGAAUACCUGCAUACUCUUAUUACUUCAUUAAAACAUUUUUCCAAAAAUGCCUGGUUACAUUUCGCUCCCUUACCUACAAUCAUUUUAUGGACCAAAGUUAUGCAGCAGAUGUUUGCAUGGAACCUAUGUUUUGGUUUGUAGAUAACUUUACCCAUGCUAUUGGACCUAUAUUUGUUGUUGCUGUAAUAGGUUUAACUGCAUCAGUAGUUUUAAUAGCUUAUUGGAUAGGCAUUCCAUAUUGGUGGAAUAGAAAUACAGUAGUCUGCAUUCUUCUAGUCAGUAUAGGACACUGGAUCCUUUUGAACAUAUGUUUUCAUUACUACAUGGGUGUAGUCACUCCUCCAGGCUUUCCCCCACAAGGUGAACUUAUAACAGAGGCUGUUAGUAUAUGUAAGAAAUGCAUUUCUCCUAAACCUCCAAGAACACAUCACUGUUCUGUAUGCAAUCGAUGUAUUUUAAAAAUGGAUCAUCACUGCCCUUGGUUAAAUAAUUGUGUAGGUUACAGGAAUCACAGAUAUUUUUUUCUCUAUAUGGUAUAUAUGGUAGUAGGAGUAUUAUUUAUAAUAUGUUGUGGAUUUGAUAUUGCCUAUACAGCCAUUUUUCUAACAUCUGUUGAUUCAGAUGAACCGGAACUAGAGGGACAUCCUGUAAAAUUCAACCAAACUGGAGCUCUCAUACCUGUGACUGACAUAGAGUAUUUAGAUACUUCGCUUUUGGAUGAUGAGCCAAAUGAGGAAUAUAUAAGCCCUUGGAGACGGAGAGCUAUUGUCUAUAUGACCCUUAUCAAUUGUGGCGUUUUUUUGGCGUUGGGCAUGUUAUCACUGUGGCAUGGACAAUUGAUAAGCAAAGGUGAAACGAGUAUAGAGGCAAAUAUAAAUAAAGCAGAAACCAUACGAAUGAAGGAAUUGGGUAGAACAUAUGCAAAUCCGUAUAAUUUUGGUAAAAGUAAAAACUGGAAAAUAUUUUUGGGACUUGUUCAAGGAAGGUCAUUUGCGAAGUACGUAUUAUUACCAUCAGCUCAUGAACCUCUAGGGGAUGGAUUAAAGUGGCAUACUAUUCAUGAUGAGUUGUUUGAUGAGUGGCCUUAGUCUCUAAACAAGGCAAACAAUUUUUAUUUAAUACUUUAAACAUUUGUACGUACUAAGAAAAUACAUCUUCAGUCCUUUAAAUUAGCAAAAUAAUUCUAAUUUUGUGCUAUCAUUUUUUUGUUGAUGCACCAAAACUAAUGCUAGAAUGAAGAUAUAUGUGACCUGGUCUAUGAAAAGGGGGCUUACAUGUGAAACCAAGUUUUCGACAAAACAGCUUUUAAAGACAAACAAGUAAAAAAUUUGUUUCGUCAGAUUCUCGUUAAUUGUUCCCUUUUCUCCGGGUUGCCUGGUAUCUACCUAUAU